ACUCCAUUAGAGAUGAUCGUCUAUUUGGACGAAGAGUCUCGACAUGUUUACGGACUUUUAGUCAGUUUUCUGAAAGUGACCGCGGUCAAUGCCAAUAAUAAUACUCAGGAAGAAGUGAUUAUUUUGAAUGGGUGUUCAAUAGACCCGUACAUAUUUGGCAACUUUGAGACACUGGACGGCGGGGACUCUCUGUCGGCAAAGUUCAGAGCAUUUAAGUUUCCCGAAUCUAAUUACGUUAAGUUUGUGGGAACUGUCAAUGUCUGCAUCAAUGAAUGCAAAGGA
Oppiella nova is the source of this 282-nucleotide messenger RNA. Lineage: Eukaryota; Metazoa; Arthropoda; Arachnida; Sarcoptiformes; Oppiidae. The record is from the annotation of a GenBank genome assembly.